Molecule: messenger RNA, 3495 nt
Organism: Nothobranchius furzeri (turquoise killifish)
Lineage: Eukaryota; Metazoa; Chordata; Actinopteri; Cyprinodontiformes; Nothobranchiidae
Gene: kat2b
Product: K(lysine) acetyltransferase 2B
Biological process (GO): positive regulation of transcription by RNA polymerase II; chromatin remodeling
Cellular component (GO): nucleus; ATAC complex
Molecular function (GO): histone H3 acetyltransferase activity; protein binding
Source: RefSeq, a predicted model, not a curated record
UUUUGUGACCUCUCCACUCAGUUGUGGUCCCGUGGGCGCCCCUAGCGGAGGAAAAUGGCACCGCUGUGAGAAAUUGAAUAUAAGGAUGAGCGCCAUGUCUGAUCCUCCGCUUGUGGAAUAGCGCGGACGGCGGAGCCAUCGUUUCCCGGGCCUGCGCUCGCUGCGGGUUUCGGGGUGAAUCAUGGCCGACACCGCGGGGAUUCAGCAAGGUUCGCCGGCCAUUGGAGCCGCGGGCCUGGUUCCGGCGGCUCCUGGAGCCGGGGGCACGGAGGGCUCCGGCGCCGCUGGAGGAUCCGCACGUAUCGCAGCGAAGAAGGCGCAACUCCACUCGUCACCUCGGCCGAAGAAACUGGAAAAACUCGGAGUGUAUUCGUCUUGCAAAGCCGAAGGACCGUGCAAGUGUAAUGGCUGGAAGAGUCAGAACCCCCCUCCUACACCUCCUCAAACGGACCAGCAGACCAACACGGUCAACCUGCAGGAGCCCUGCCGGAGCUGCUCGCACACUUUGGGUGAUCAUGUGACUCAUCUUGAACAUGUUUCUGAGGAGGAAAUGAACAGACUUCUAGGAAUUGUCCUGGAUGUGGAGUAUUUGUACACAUGUGUCCACAAAGAAGAGGACGCAGACACUAAACAAGUCUACUUUUCCCUCUUUAAACUGUUGAGGAAGUCCAUCCUACAGAUGGGGAAGCCCAUGUUGGAGGCACAGGAGACUCCUCCGUUUGAAAAGCCCAGCAUCGAGCAGGGAGUGAACAAUUUUGUCCAGUACAAAUUCAGCCAUCUGCCAUCAAAAGAACGUCAAACCAUCAUGGAGCUGGCUAAGAUGUUUCUGAACCAGAUCAACUACUGGCAGCUGGAGACGCCCUCUCAGAGACGCCAGCGGGUGCCCAAUGACGAUGCAGCAGGAUAUAAAGCUAACUACACACGAUGGUUGUGUUACUGCAACGCGCCUCAGUUCUGCGACAGCCUGCCCCGCUACGAAACCACCCAGAUCUUUGGCAGGACGCUAUUACGCUCCGUGUUCACCGUGAUGAGGAAGCAGCUGCUGGAGCAGGCCAGACAGGAGAAGGACAAGCUCCCACCAGAGAAACGCACACUCAUUCUCACACACUUUCCCAAGUUCUUGUCGAUGCUGGAGGAGGAGGUCUACAGCCACAGCUCCCCGAUCUGGAGCCAAGACUUCCUUGUAGGAGCUGCAGGAGGACAGAUUCCCAUCCACACAGUGAUCAGUGCUCCCCCAGUAGUCAGGCCAAUACACUACAGCACCAGUCCUGUGUCGGUGGACCCGUCCACCUGUGGUAGCGUCAGUCCUGCCAGGAAACCCGCCUCGGCUCUGGAGUCAAACCCAGUUGGAGAAAAGCGUAAAGCAUCAGAACCACUUCACCACGAAGAAAACAAGAGACCCAGGAUUCUCGGGGACAUCCCGAUGGACCUCAUUAACGAAGUCAUGGCGACCAUCACCGACCCCGUCGCUAUUCCAGAGACCAGCCUUCUGUCUGCUCAUUCUGCACGGGACGAAGCUGCACGCCUUGAGGAGAGGAGAGGGGUGAUCGAAUUCCACGUCAUUGGGAACUCUCUCAGUCAGAAACCCAACAAGAGGAUCUUGAUGUGGCUAGUCGGCCUUCAGAACGUCUUCUCCCACCAGCUUCCCCGCAUGCCCAAGGAGUACAUCACACGGCUGGUGUUCGACCCGAAGCACAAGACGCUGUCGUUGAUCAAAGACGGUCGAGUCAUCGGAGGAAUCUGCUUCCGGAUGUUUCCGUCGCAGGGCUUCACGGAGAUCGUCUUUUGUGCCGUCACCUCCAACGAGCAGGUCAAGGGCUAUGGCACCCAUCUGAUGAACCACCUGAAGGAGUAUCACAUAAAGCAUGAAAUACUCAACUUCCUUACGUAUGCUGACGAGUACGCCAUUGGUUACUUCAAGAAACAGGGGUUCUCAAAGGACAUCAAAGUUCCCAAGGCCAAGUACGUUGGCUACAUCAAAGACUAUGAGGGAGCCACACUCAUGGGCUGUGAGCUCAACCCCAGCAUCCCAUACACAGAGUUCUCCGUUAUCAUCAAGAAGCAGAAGGAAAUCAUCAAGAAGCUCAUAGAAAGGAAGCAGGCUCAGAUCCGAAAAGUCUACCCAGGCCUGUCCUGUUUUAAGGACGGAGUCCGGCAGAUUCCCAUCGAGAGCAUUCCUGGCAUACGUGAGACGGGCUGGAAACCAGCAGGAAAAGGGAAGGAAUUGAAGGAUCCGGACCAGCUGUACAGCACUCUAAAAAACAUCCUCCAGCAUGUGAAGAGUCACCAGAACGCCUGGCCUUUCAUGGAGCCUGUGAAGAAAACAGAGGCACCUGGUUACUACCAGGUCAUUCGCUUUCCCAUGGACUUAAAGACGAUGAGCGAACGUCUGAAGAGCAGGUACUACACAACGCGCAAGCUGUUCAUGGCCGACAUGCAGCGGAUCGUCACCAACUGUCGUGAGUACAAUCCACCGGAGAGCGAGUACUACAAGUGUGCCAACAUCCUGGAGAAGUUCUUCUACACCAAGAUCAAAGAGGCGGGACUUAUCGAGAAGUAGAGGACGAGAGGGUUUCCCGAGCAGGACCGGUGAAAGUUUAGUUAGAGGGAAGUCAAAUAAAAACAGGAAUCCCCGUUGGGGAGUGGAUGGACUCUCACAUCAGAAAGGCUGAAGUAAAGGUGAAAGGUUAACAUAAGCAGUGAAACAGCUUAUUUUUGUAUUAGACGCUGAAAGGCUUCACAAUCAUAACGAGUCCCAGAUUUUACUUUAUUGCCUUUAUUUUCAUUCUGCCUCUUUAUUCAGCGUUGACCUCUGAACUCCACUAGAGACGCCACACAAUGGAGCCAAAUAUGUCUGCAAGUUUUACCUGUCAGAAAAAAAAAAGACUUUUGCCGUUUAAUUCUGUUUCUGUGAGCAUGUUCAGCGCUAACCAGGUUAGCGUGCGUCUGGUGAGUUCUUCCUGCCAAAAGAGGAAUGCAGUUUUAAAUUUGUACGUAAUUUAAUCAUUUUGAAGCACUUAUGCCGCUCUACAAUAUCUACCAAUUUUGAUUUCAGAGUAUUUUUUCCAUUAGGCCUCAAAAGGCAGUCCCGACUAUCCAAAUGCACUUUUAUUUUAAAAAAAAUUAAGUAUUAGGUAAAGUGUAGCCUCUUUUCUUAUUAGAAAAAAUACACUGUCAAGUAAGAAUUAAAUUAUCUGGAGUUUAUUCUUAUUUAUGUGCUUUUAAGUCAGAAUUUAGGACAAGAAGUCUUAAUUUAUUAUCUUAUUUUAGUCCAGCGGACGGAGAUUGAGAACUUUAUACUUUGGAGAUAAAUGAAAAGAUUGUGCAAUACGAUGUGGUUUUGCUGUUUUGUAAAGAGGUGUUUGUACUUUCCGAACUUUAGGAAAAGCGACCUUUUGUAAAAUGUCUGAAGAGAUGAUUUCAUGAUCUUUGUACGACUGGUUUUACGGACAUUAGCUGAUUUUAUAGACCGAAUAAAAGAAGCGUGAGGCUAAA